ACAGUAAUUAAUCAUCAUCAUAAUAUAUAAUGGGAAGGCUAGUUGUAACAGUACUGUUCGUGUUGUGCUCGAUCUCUCUGACGACGACGUGCGCCGCGGCGCUUCGCGGGCACGAUCUCCGGCGAGCCAUGCGCGGCCGCCUCCUCGCCGACGGCGGCGGCGCGGUCGUGCCGCUCCACUGGUCCCGCGAGCUCUACAACGUGGCGAGCUUCACCAUCGGCACGCCGCCGCAGCCCGCGUCGGCGUUCAUCGACGUCGGCGGGCUGCUCGUCUGGACGCAGUGCUCGCAGUGCAGCAGCAGCAGCUGCUUCAACCAGGAGCUCCCGCCGUUCGACCCGACCAAGUCGUCCACCUACCGGCCGGAGCCGUGCGGCACCGCCCUCUGCGAGUUCUUCCCGGCGAGCAUCCGCAACUGCUCCGGCGACGUGUGCGCCUACGAGGCGAGCACCCAGCUGUUCGAGCACACCUCCGGGAAGAUCGGCACCGACGCCGUCGCCAUCGGCACGGCCACGGCGGCGAGCGUCGCCUUCGGGUGCGUCAUGGCGAGCGACAUCAAGCUCAUGGACGGCGGCCCUUCCGGAUUCGUCGGGCUAGCGAGGACGCCGCUGUCUCUCGUCGCGCAGAUGAACGUCACCGCGUUCUCGCACUGCCUGGCGCCGCACGACGGCGGCGGCGGGAAGAACAGCCGGCUGUUCCUCGGCGCCGCCGCGAAGCUUGCCGGCGGCGGCAAGAGCGCCGCCAUGACGACGCCGUUCGUCAAGAGCUCUCCCGACGACAUCAAGAGCCUCUAUUACCUGAUCAAUUUGGAAGGGAUAAAAGCCGGCGACGAGGCGAUCAUCACGGUGCCCCAGAGCGGCCGCACCGUCCUACUUCAGACCUUCUCGCCGGUCAGCUUCCUGGUCGACGGCGUGUACCAGGACCUCAAGAAGGCGGUGACGGCCGCCGUCGGCGGGCCGACGGCGACGCCGCCGGAGCAAUUCCAAUCUAUAUUCGACCUUUGCUUCAAGAGAGGAGGGGUCAGCGGAGCCCCGGACGUCGUGCUCACGUUCCAGGGCGCCGCCGCGUUGACGGUGCCGCCGACGAACUAUCUGCUCGACGUCGGGGACGACACGGUGUGCGUGGCGAUCGCGAGCUCGGCGAGGCUGAACUCGACGGAGGUGGCAGGGAUGAGCAUCCUGGGAGGCUUGCAGCAGCAGAACGUCCACUUCCUCUACGACCUGGAGAAGGAGACGCUCUCCUUCGAAGCUGCAGACUGCAGCUCACUGUCUCCUAAUUAAUUCAUGGCAAUGGCCGCUGCUGCUGCUUCCUUCAGGAAGCAGUUCUUGCUUAGAUUUGCAGGUGUGCAUACUUAUAUUGUCAGAAUAACACAACCAGGCGGCAUGCUUUGCUCUCAACUUCAGUAGCAUCGUGCUCUUCCGCUUACGUGCUUGUAUCC
Oryza sativa Japonica Group (Japanese rice) is the source of this 1435-nucleotide messenger RNA. Its product is annotated as aspartic proteinase nepenthesin-1. NCBI's taxonomy places the organism in Eukaryota, Viridiplantae, Streptophyta, Magnoliopsida, Poales, Poaceae. The record is from RefSeq and is a predicted model, not a curated record. Gene Ontology annotation, cellular component: extracellular region.